CGCCGACGCGCGGUAGUGGAGACGCUUGGAGGUUCCGGAGGCUGAGGCGGUUUCUUUCUGAGUUUCUUCCUGGCCUCAGGUCCCGGGCUGACGUUGGGCCCGACUUUAGCGGCUGGUGUUGCUGAAGAACCCUGAUUCCCGGCGGGGAGCUCCCGGAAUUCUCACGCUUUGGAAGAGGGUGGUGGAAGAAAAGUCGCAGCUGAGACACGCCGAAGAGACCCUAGAACUUUUUCAAACAAAAAUGGAGAAAAAUAUGAAGCUUGCUACAGUGGAAGACACUGUGGAGUACCGCCUGUUCCUGUUACCAGAUGAACCAACGGACCCAGAAAAACAUAAAGAAAUUCUUCAGAAGUAUAUUGAGAGAAUAAUGACUCAGUUUGCUCCUCUGCUGGUUUCCUAUAUUUGGCAGAAUCAGCCUUUCAAUCUCAAAUACAUACCUGGGAAAGGAGGUGUUCCUGCUCAUAUGUUUGGCAUGACAGAGUUUGGGGAUAACACUGAGGAUGAAUGGUUUAUUGUUUACCUAAUAAAACAGAUUACAAAGGAAUUUCCAGACUUGGUAGCAAGGAUUGAAGACAAUGAUGGUGAAUUCUUGUUAAUAGAAGCUGCCGACUUUCUUCCUAAAUGGUUGGAUCCCGAUAAUAGUGUCAAUAGGGUGUUUUUCCACCAUGGAGAGUUGUGCAUUAUUCCAGUACCAAGGAAACCAGCAGCAGUGUCCUGGUUACCCACCACACCCCCAACAGUCCCACAAGCAUUGAAUAUAAUCUCAGCACACCCAGAAAAAAUUUUGGCUUCAGAAUCUGUUCGAGCUGCUGUGAAUAGGCGCAUCAGCGGGUACCCAGAAAAAGUCCAAGCCUCCCUUCAUCGAGCACACUGCUUCCUCCCAGCUGGCGCUGUAGCAGUUCUGAGGCAGCACCCCAGGUUGGUGGCUGCAGCAGUCCAGGCAUUUUACCUACGGGACCCCACUGACCUGCGGGCCUGUCGCAUUUUCAAAACAUUCUUGCCUGAAACACGCAUCAUGACAUCGGUCACUUUCACUAAGUGUCUGUAUGCACAGUUGGUGCAACAAAGGUUUGUGCCAGAUCGGAGGAGUGGAUACAGGCUGCCUCCUCCAUCUCAUCCCCAAUACCGAGCCCAUGAGUUGGGCAUGAAGUUGGCUCAUGGAUUUGAGAUCUUAUGUUCCAAAUAUAGCCCACAUUUUUCUGACUCCAAAAAAUCCCUCGUGACUACCUCACCACUCUGGGCCGGAUUCCUUGACAGUCUGAAAAAGAAAGAUUUCUUUAAGGGAAUGAUAGAAGGUUCUGCUCAGUACCAGGAAAGACUAGAAAUGGCAAAGAACUACUUCCAACUCUCAGUAAACCGGCCAGAAAGCUUUCUUGCUAUGAGCCCAGGUGAAGAAAUCUUAACCUUAUUACAGACAAUACCAUUUGAUGUGGAAGAGCUUAAGAAACAAGAAGCUACUCUUCCCCCAGAGGAUGAUGACCACUGGUUAGAUCUCUCACCAGAUCAGCUGGAUCAACUACUGCAGGAAGCUGCUGGCAAAAAAGAAUCAGAGCCCAUUCCCAAGGAGGAGGAGCUGAAUUACAACUUAACUCAAGUCUCAGAGAGCAUGAAAGCUUUCAUAUCCAAAGUUUCAACCCAUAAGGGAGCAGAACUUCCCCAUGUUCCUUCAGAGGCUCCAAUCACAUUUGAUGCAGAUUCUUUUCUUAAUUAUUUUGAUAAGAUUUUAGGGCCAAGGCCUCAUGAGUCAGACUGUGAUGAUCUGGAGGAAGAAGACUUUGAAUGUUUAGACAGUGAUGAUGACUUGGACCUCGAAACACAGGAUCCUGGAGAAAAGGCUUCUUUGAAAGGAACUCUCAAUAAUCUGAAAUCAUACAUGGCCCAGAUGGACCAGGAACUGGCACACACCAGCAUUGGCAAAAGUUUCACCACCCGGAAGCAAGUGGAACCUCUGUUCCAAACUACCAGUAUUAGUUCAGAUGAGGAAGAUUCUGGUACACGAGAAUCUGUUAUGACACCUGUGGAUGUAGACCUGAACCUGGUUUCAAAUAUAUUGGAAUCCUAUAGCUCCCAAGCUGGACUGGCAGGACCUGCUUCCAACCUUUUACGAAGCAUGGGAGUGCAGCUGCCUCACAACACUGAUCAUGGAACCACACGUAAGCCAACAAAAGAUUAACCAGCACACCCACUUUCUCUUUUUUCUUAAAUAUUGCCUGAUUGUGUUAGUUUCUAUCUUACUCAUUUAGUAAAAAUGUUUUUUCAUUACAAGUUUUUCAAGUGGACUUCUCCGUUGAGUACUAAAUGUUGCCAUUUGUGCACACAUCUUUGUAAUCUCAACUCUGGGCCACACACAAGGUUCUAAAGUCAGCAGAAUAAAGAGAAUCAAGGCCCUGAACAGCCCCGAGAUGAGAUGUCCCUGUUACAGACACCCUACUGUCAUGCACCCUCAGUAUAAUUAUAAGUAUUUAAUUUUAACCCUUAGUUACAUUCAUCCUCAGGUCAGUAUUCCAAGUUGGUAAAUUUGGGUUUGAUACCUCAUUCACUUUUUAUAAUUUUUUAAAUGAAGUAUAACAUUCAUUUAGUAAAGUGCAUAAAUCUAAAGUGUACAGUCCAUGAAUUUUUGCAUGUAUGCAACUGUGUAACCUCCACCUAAAUCAAGAUAUAGAAUUGGUUUCCUUUUUUUAUAACAGCUUUAUUGAGAUGUAAUUCUGUUAAGAUUUAUCAUUUUCAAGUAUACAAUUCAGUGGUUUUUAGUAAAGUCACAAGUUGUGCCACCAUUGCCACUAAUUCCAGAACAUUUUCAUCACCUGAAAAAGAAACCCCAUAUGCAUUAGCAGUCACUCCCCAUUUCCUAUAAUCCUGUAUUCCAUGAAGACCACUACUUUUUUCUGUCUCUAUGGAUUUGCCUAUUCCAGACAUUUUAUCUAAAUGGAAUCAUACAUUAUGUGCUGGCUUCUUUCACUUAGCAUAAUGUUUUCGAGGUUCUUCCACAUUUUAGUAUCUAUCAACACUUCCUUCCUUCCUUUUUAUGGCUAAAUACCAUUCUGUUCUAUGGAUAUAUCGUAUUUUGUUUAUCUGUUCAUCUCUUGAUGGACAUUUGGUUUGUUUCCACUUUUUGGCUGUCUGGAAUAUUGCUGCUAUGGACAUGCAUAUUCAGGUUUUUACAUGGACAUAUGUUUUCAGUUCUCUUGGGUAUAUACCUAGGAGUGGAAAUGCUGGGACAUAUAACUAACUUUUUAUCAGGUACAAUAAUUCAAGUGGAAUUUGAAUCUCUGUCACAAAAUAAUUUCUGCCAUUAAUUCUCUAUUCCAUUAUAUACAGAAUGUAAAUCACAUUUGUGGCUUCUGUAUUUAAUUGUAGGUAGGAAGAAGUAGGAUAGUAGAUUACGAACAUAGGACUGGGGGUAUUUGUGGGAUCUUCUGGUGCCCAGCCUUUUAUCUGAACCCCUCAUCUUUUCCUCUAAUUACAGUUUAGAUUUCUCCUUCAAUGACUACUUUUAAAUGGCUUCUAGAAAUCAACAAACUUUGAUUUAUUUGUAUUAUAGUUUGUAUUACUCUGUAUUAUAGUUAUUUGUGCCCUUGAAUUAUCUGCCCAACUUGAUUAUAAACUCCUUAACUUCAGGUAUUUAUUCAUCUCUCAUAGAGAUCUAUUACUAUACUUGGAAUACACUAGGGACUCAAACAUCUGUCAGGUGAUCCACUAUCAGGAAGGCCAUGGUUACUAUGUGUGACAUAAAAAGUAAUAGGCAUAACAACUCUGUGAAUAUACUAAAAACCACUCAGUUGUAUCUUUGAAAGGGUGAAUUUUAUGGUAUGUAAAUUAUCUCUCUAUAAAACUUAUUUUUAAAAAUACAGGCUUAGUAAAAAUAAUGAAGUACUCUUAGAAGUUAUAAUUUUUCU
Messenger RNA from Choloepus didactylus (southern two-toed sloth), 3896 nucleotides. RefSeq names its product ecdysoneless cell cycle regulator (gene ECD). The record is from RefSeq and is a predicted model, not a curated record. The transcript is spliced from 14 exons. Lineage: Eukaryota; Metazoa; Chordata; Mammalia; Pilosa; Megalonychidae. Gene Ontology annotation, cellular component: nucleus. The coding region runs from base 242 to 2173 and encodes 643 amino acids.